AUUGGAUUCUAUCAGGCUAGGAACUUUAUGUCACUGAUCUAUUCUUUAACCCCAUUAAAACAACUAUUCAAACUGGCAGUACGAAAGGGUGUUAAAAACACUACGUAAAAGAAAUGCGAAUACUAAAACGUCAUCGAUUUACGAACGACAGAGUUUGAUACAACGAUCCAUGGCCAGUUGAUGAUGGAACAAACAUUUUUACCUUGAUGUCAAAUAUUUAAAUAUAUGCUCUGUAAUACAAUAUGUGGAUGUGCAUCAUUUUGUUCCUGGUGUUAGACGAGAGAAAGGGAGAUCUUAUUGCAGCUUCCGAGGUUCCCCAUCCCCAUAAUUUGACAAAUUCUGUGUUUCUCUCCAACGAGACCAGACUGCUCAGUAAGUUGUUCUAUGAAUCUGGAUACAACAGAAAUGCACUUCCAAAACGAAAUGCAAAGGACAGCGUAGAGGUUGCCAUCAAAUUUUACAUUUCACAAAUAGAUGCGUUGCGAGAGAAAGACCAAGUGCUGACUGUUACGGGAUGGGUGGAGAGCCACUGGCGUGAUGAAUUUAUAACUUGGAAUCCAGAAGAUUAUGGAGGAAUCGAAUAUAUCAACGUUCUCCCUGAGCUUGUUUGGUUACCACGAUGGGCCUUAUUUAGUAGCCCGGGCGAUAUUUUCAAAAGAGAAUAUUUCGAACUGUUUCAAGUGAGAUACCUUAGUGAUGGUGCUGCAAAUAUAGAUAUAGGGGGAGACUUUUCAACAGUUUGUCCAGUGAACAUCAAAUUUUACCCCUUUGAUGAUCAGAUUUGCAAAUUUAUUUUUGCAAAUUGGGUUUACACGGGUAACGAUGUUAACUUGACGUGCAUGGAGCCGCAUGUGAACCUGGAGGUGUUUCUUGAGAGUGGAGAGUGGGAAAUCAUUGAGACAAAUGGCAAACGAAUUGAAUAUUUCUACGCGGCUCAUCCUGACCUACCAUAUCCAGAGGUUCACUAUACCAUUGUACUACGGAGGAAGCCAUUGUUUUAUAUGAUCAAUGUAGUGCUACCGGUAAUGCUAAUAGCCUGUCUGACUUUACUUGUGUUCUGGCUGCCGGCUGAUUCAGGUGAAAAAAUGUCGAUGGGCCUCACUAUUUUGCUGUCAUUCUCCGUGUUUCUUCUGCUAAUAGUCGACAACAUUCCAAAGACGUCUACCGCUACACCCUUAAUAGUGGUGUUCCUCGUGACACUGAUGAGCAUAACUACAAUGUCAGUAGGGUUCACUGUUAUGGUGUUACACAUUCAUUUCUACGGCCAUCCUGAAUUACACCCCCCAAAAUGGCUGAUCAAGCUUGUCAGCACGGUACAUAAGAGUCAGAUAUUACACCAAGAUACAAGUGAAGUCUACUAUAACAGUAAGGAAGAUGAGCAAAACUGUAACAAUAUACAAGACUCUGUAAUUAUGACCUCAACCAAUAAUAAACAUCAAAAUGGACAAAAUACAUUCCUAUCAAAUAAAGUUGGAGAGUUAAUCGAAAAGGUGGUAAAAAGGCAAGAAAAACACGAUGACAUGAAGCUUAAACUGGAAAAAUGGCGAGCAGUUGCAAGAGGAAUAGAUCGCCUUCUAUUUUGGAUUUGCCUCUCAUUGCUGGUCAUAUUUGCCGUCAUAUUUUUAGGGAUUUAUCCAAAUACUAAGCCUGAUCUAAGGGAAAUGUCAUGACUGGUAAGCCAGGCCAUGGAUAUAAUCAUACCGUGAGAUUGAAAGACCUGGAAUAAAUUCAAAUUAAUUUACUAGUAUAUACUGUAAAUUGACACAUAAAAGAGCAUAUGAAUGUUAAAUAUUUAUGUAUAAAGUAUUACCUUGAAAAAAUGCUUGUAUAAGUGAUAUAAGCUACAACUAUUUUCAAAAC
This is a messenger RNA of Owenia fusiformis, 1860 nucleotides long. The record is from the annotation of a GenBank genome assembly. NCBI's taxonomy places the organism in Eukaryota, Metazoa, Annelida, Polychaeta, Sabellida, Oweniidae.